UCUUGCAGAGCAAAGAAGAAGAAGAAGAAGAAGCAAACAGAGAAUAAAAGAAACUGAUCUGUUAACUAUUUUAAAUCAAAAUGGUGAGAGCUCCUUGCUGUGAGAAGAUGGGUCUUAAGAAGGGGCCAUGGACUGCAGAGGAGGAUCAGAUUCUAAUCUCUUAUAUACAAAGCCAUGGCCAUGGAAACUGGAGAGCUCUCCCCAAACUAUCUGGCCUUUUGAGGUGUGGGAAGAGUUGCAGACUUCGGUGGACGAAUUAUCUCAACCCUGAUAUUAAAAGAGGGAACUUUACCAGGGAAGAAGAGGAUGUCAUCAUUACUUUACACCAAAUGCAUGGAUAUGGAUGGGCUGCAAUUGCUGCUAGGCUACCAGGUAGAACUGACAAUGAGAUAAAAAACGUAUGGCACACUCACCUGAAGAAAAGAUUGAAGACUGGUACUGAAACAACGCAAGAAUCAACGAGAGAGAACCAAAUAGAAUCGAAGGAAGAGAAACCGACACAAUCAUUCAGCAGUACUGAUGUCUCCUGCUCGGGCACUACUGAAUCAUCAACAGAAAACAGCCAGAACUCCAUGGAAUCAUCACUAAUUCAUGAUAUCCAAGAAAUUGAUGAGAGCUUUUGGACUGAAACACUGCAAAUGGAUAGUAAUGCGAAGAAAAACUCAAUGGAUUCAAUGGAGUUAAUGGAAGGAUUUUCCUCAAAAUUCCGUGAUGAGACAUUCUUGUUGUCAGCAGGUUCAAGAGAUGAGGAUGAUAUGAGUUAUUGGUUGAGGAUCUUUUUGCAAGCUGAAGAAUUGCCUAAAAUCUGAAGGGCUAAAAAUUUUGAAUUUUUAUGAAAAAAAUAGAAUUUUUAAAAAUUAUUUUAGGUAUUAUAAAUUUCUUCUCGUUCAACAUACCUACGAAUAGUCUGUGAGUUGUGUGUAAAUGCAAUAUCUGCAUCUUAAAAAAAUUUCACUCUAUUCGACUGCAAAAUAUUUCAAAAACAGAAAGAAAGCUAUAACCAAAUUGAAAGGUAAAAACGAUCUAUCAAGUAAAUAUUCAAAAGGCUUUCCAAACACAUCUUCAAUCCCUAAGGAACAGUGUUGAUGGAAACUUGGAUGAGAUAACGCAGAUCACCUUGAUCUGAUAGUUGGGAGUUUUGACUAUCAAUUAAGAGGUUUUGAGUCAUAAAAUAUUACAUAUGCGAUGUAUGCGUGAAUUUUUUUUAAUUGGCCAAUAUGUAUCCAAAAAA
Messenger RNA from Dendrobium catenatum, 1231 nucleotides. Its product is annotated as transcription factor MYB30-like. The transcript is spliced from 3 exons. Lineage: Eukaryota; Viridiplantae; Streptophyta; Magnoliopsida; Asparagales; Orchidaceae. The record is from RefSeq and is a predicted model, not a curated record. Bases 81 to 809 code for a protein of 242 amino acids.